AUGGCUCCGGCUGCUCGUUACCGUCAGCGAGAAGCAAAGCCCCCUCCCGGCUGCUUUCCCCGCCUCAGGACGUGUGCGCUGGGAGACUCACUCCCGUCAGUCAACUCAGUCCGUCGCCGUCGCCGCCGCCGCCGUCUUGUCCUCUCCACAGGCGAACGCUUCAUUGACAUUCGCGGUGGAAGCCGGGAUGCUGGAGGACUCCGGGCGGCCCCGGGAAUGGGAGCGGAGAGGAGAGGAUGCGGCCCAGGAUCCUGGCACAACAACAGAGGUAUUGACUCAACGCAACACAGGGAAAAAUCCGCUUGUCCUGCGCAGUGGAGGGGGACUCUGAGUAAGAUGACCAAAAAUCACAGCCGACCCGGCUCCGGGCUCACUCAGCUGCUCCCGUCCCCAGCGCCCGUCGCGCUCACAGCCUCGCCAGCGAACACAGCCCGCCGAACACAGCCCGCACCAACCCACGGAAAACAGCCCAUACUCCGCUAUUUCACCUUUAUUCUCAGCGGCUUCUGGACGGCGGCUUCUGGAUGUGCUCACGGACUCGGCCCCGCCUCCGGGGAUUUAUUCUCCAGUGGGUGCCGGAAGGGGCGUUACCUUCAUGGUGACUGACAGGCGAGAAGACCAAUAUGCUGAUCUCAUGAUUUUUUAAACCUUCAUAACUUUUAUAAUCUUCCACCGAUCCGAACAAAACCUGGUGGCUUGGAGCAGAGGAGAACGAUGCUGCCUAACAUGUCGAGUAUCCCCAUCAUUUUCUGCUUUUGGAACAGAUUUCCAGUAAAACUGCAGGUUCUUUUGCUUUUCAAAAUGGAGUGAAUUUCAACAAAGUCUAAUCUCCCUGCAACUGUCUGUCUGUUUCCACUCGUUUUCUUUUCAAGUCGCCUGAUUGGACUGCUUUUAGUUGCUGCCUGUUACAUUCAGUCACAUGAGAGGAAGUGGGAUUCACCUCACUCUGAUAAAUGUUCAGUAAUGAAUUUCAGUUUCCAUAUCUGAAUAUUAUAAAACCUAUCUCCAAGCAGGCAAACAAAAACAUUAUUUUUAUUUCUGCCGCAAAAAUGCUUUUGUAACCAUGAAAGGAUUAAAGGACAUCAUAUCCCUGAUUGGAUCCUUUGAAUAACAUGCCUAAUCCAAUAAUCUAUUCACAUUUACAACCCAUGGUCACUAUCCUAGGUAAUCCAGAUCUUAAAAAUACAUUUCCGUCAGCAUUCCGGUGGUUAUUACAGAAAGCAUGACAUCCGAGUUGGAACAAUGAGCAUCCUUGAGGAAGUCAAACAAGAGGACAUGACUUGAGAAUUAAGGGACAGAAGUUUAGGGGUAACAUGAGGGGGAACUUCUUUACUCAGAGUGAUAGCUGUGUGCAAUGAGCUUCCAGUUAAAGUGGUGGAGGCAGGUUCGAUUUUAUCAUUUAAAAAUAAAUUGGAUAGGUAUAUGGACGGGAAAGGAAUGGAGGGUUAUGGUCUGAGUGCAGGUAGAUGGGACUAGGGGAAAAUAUGUUUUCGGCAUGGACUUGAAGGGCCGAGAUGGCCCGUUUCCGUGCUGUAAUUGUUAUAUGGUUAUAAGUGUAACAGGAAUGCCUGGAUGAUAAGAUAGAAGGGUAUGGGCUAAAUGCUGGCAAAUAGGACCAGCUUAGAUGGAGCAUUUUGGCCAGCGUGGAAGGGUUGGGCUGAAGUGCCUGUUUCCUCAACAUUAGCCACCAUUAGCCACAUAUGCUUAGGUUGAAGAGCCCUUUUCCAUGCUGCAUCUAUAAGCGAAACUUGAGGUGAAGGAAGCUUCCAGGCCAGAGUUAUUUUGUAACUUGGCACAUCGAGCAUGGUCAUAGGCAUAUUUGUAUACACAUCAAUAAUUGGAGUCAUCAAGAGAGUCAGCUCUCACAACACUAAUUUUGAGUGUUUGGGUUCCCUGUCCUCAGAAGCCUUUAGACCACACAUAUUAAUUACUUUGACCCAACAAAGAUAUUUGAACAUUCAGAGGUGUCUUGUCUGCUGCAGUGUGCUGACAUUGUAAAUGGGUAAAUGAAACCUUUUAUCAGACUCAAAGUAUCAACCUAAUCAAUGUUGUAGCUAUUGAAAUUGUAUCGAAUCACCUGCUGUUAUUUUUGAUCUCAGUAUAAAAUGUGAUGCACUUUGAGUUUGAGAGUUUCUAUUAAUCGGUUCUGCAAAAGUGUAUCUAUUUCUCUUAAUGAAUAAAGACUUUUCUAUCAAGUAGCUUCAGCAUCCGAGUGACUUGGUUCCAUUGCAUGAGAGACCAUGGCAUACACAUUGUACGUAUUCCGUUCAGUUUCAAACUGGGCAAUCGUUUCGCAGAACGCCUUUGCGCAGCCCGUUGAACCAACCUGAUCUCCCAGUUACUGGACACUUUCAUUCUUCUUCCCACUCCUACACAGACCUGUCUGUCCUCGGUCUCCUCCAUUGUCAGAGUGAGGCUAAACGCAAAUUGGAGAAACAGCAUCUCAUAUUUUGCUUGGGCAGCUUACAGCCCAGUGGUAUGAUUAUAGAAACAUAGAAAAUAGGUGCAGGAGGAGGCCAUUCGGCCCUUCAUUGUGAUCAUGGCUGAUCGUCCCCAAUCAAUAACCCGUGCCUGCCUUCUCCCCAUACCCCUUGAUUCCACUAGCCCCUAGAGCUCUUAAAGUUUUAUUCCCCAAAAUGUUGCAUUUGACAUGCUUAGCUCAAGGACUUCAUAGAAUUGUCAAGCACAUACAUAGCUUGUUUCCAAAUGUCGAUCGCCUAGUUUCCAAUGUCAAGAAAAUCUUCCUCAAUGCACCG
Molecule: messenger RNA, 2756 nt
Organism: Leucoraja erinaceus (little skate)
Lineage: Eukaryota; Metazoa; Chordata; Chondrichthyes; Rajiformes; Rajidae
Exons: 4
Coding region: 1-606 (201 amino acids)
Source: RefSeq, a predicted model, not a curated record